Messenger RNA from Phytophthora sojae, 1386 nucleotides. RefSeq lists its product as hypothetical. The record is from RefSeq and is a predicted model, not a curated record. Gene Ontology annotation, biological process: proteolysis. NCBI's taxonomy places the organism in Eukaryota, Oomycota, Peronosporomycetes, Peronosporales, Peronosporaceae. Gene Ontology annotation, molecular function: serine-type carboxypeptidase activity. The coding region runs from base 1 to 1386 and encodes 461 amino acids. The transcript has 2 exons.
AUGCAGCUCCACGCUUGGUGGUUGCUCUCGGUGGUGCUAUUUGCACAAUGCUGCAUGUUCUCGGGAGGGCAGCACACGUUCGCCCACGCGAGGGAUCUUGCACAUGAGUAUCCGUCAUCGACGUCGUUGUGUGGGGAGAAUCUCGCCAAGGAGACCGGGACACUCAACGGUCUCUACUACGUAUUCUACGAGUCGUCAUCCACCAGAGCCGAUGUUCCUGUGCUCCUGUGGCUCUCGGGCGGUCCUGGGUGCUCCGGGUUGGUCGCGCUGCUGUUCGAGAAUGGCCCUUGCAUGUUCGACGAUGAGGCCGACAAGAUAUCCUUCAACCCGUACUCCUGGACAGGUCUCGCUCACGUUAUCUACCUUGACCAGCCCGAAGGUACUGGGUACAGUGGUGGAGAGAACGGAUUCACGAAAGCUUGGUCGCUCGGGGGCGCAGCGGACCGCAUGCGAGGGUUCCUGCAGCAAUUCUGCCUGCAACAUCCAAAGCUCAAGUCACAAGACUUCUACGUAUUCGGUGAGAGCUAUGCCGGACACUACGUACCAGAUUUGGCUGCGAGACUUCUCGACGAUGACAGCUCGCUCCCCACGUUGAAAGGCAUCGCAAUCGGCAACGGUGUGGUGUCGACCUCAGCUUGGGUCGAGUCGGCGAUCCCGUUCUUGACAUCCUACAACUACGGGUACCAAUUCCUUGGCCCGGACGACGAAGACCUCCAGCAUUCAACGGAUCUCUUCUCAUCGGCCAUUGCGAACUGCACGAAAGAAGGCAAUUUGCGUCAUUCGUCUGCGGGUGGAGACUGCGCCGAGGCUCUCGAGCGAUUCAAUGAGGUCUCGUGCAAGACAGCGUCGUUGGUCUUCAACCGUGGUCGAAACGUCUACGAUGUCCGUCGGGAGUGCCACGAGGACGACGAACUCCAUCUGUGCUACCGCUUCACGCGGCUGCAAGACUUUGUUAGCUCCGAAGCAACAAAGGCCUACUUCAACGAAGCUGCCCACAACUGGAGGGUGUGUACACCUGGAGGUCUUGCGGAAUUGGCGCCACUCGACAGACUCGAAGAGAGCGAGUACAAUGUCGCUCGAGUUCUCGAGCACGGCGUGCGCGUGUUGGUCUACGGCGGCGACGCCGACACGGUGGUCAACUGGAUGUCACAAGACUCGUGGACGCGUGCUCUCGCCUGGGAACACCAACCAGCCUUCACGUCCGCUGACUUCGAAGACGUGCACUUCCAGGGCCAAGCCAUCGGUCGCGUCCGCACCUCGCACGGAUUCAGCUUCAUGAAAGUCUACGGCGCAGGCCACAUGGUUCCUCACGACCAGCCCGCCACGUCGUACGAAAUGGUGCGCAGCUUCCUCUACGACGCACCAGGAGAAGGCAUGUUCAGUUAG